Synchiropus splendidus (mandarinfish) is the source of this 1094-nucleotide messenger RNA. RefSeq names its product jun dimerization protein 2-like. NCBI's taxonomy places the organism in Eukaryota, Metazoa, Chordata, Actinopteri, Syngnathiformes, Callionymidae. Gene Ontology annotation, cellular component: nucleus. The record is from RefSeq and is a predicted model, not a curated record. The coding region runs from base 9 to 623 and encodes 204 amino acids. Gene Ontology annotation, molecular function: DNA-binding transcription factor activity, RNA polymerase II-specific; RNA polymerase II cis-regulatory region sequence-specific DNA binding. The transcript has 4 exons. Gene Ontology annotation, biological process: regulation of transcription by RNA polymerase II.
UCCUCCAGAUGGGGAUCACGUUCAAAACCGCGCUGAUGCAACGAUCCCCACUCUUUAAAAUCUACUCCCGACCGUCGUCUGAGCACAAGAAAGGGCUUUUGUUCCAGUCUGGACACAGUUCAGUUGUGGUGGACACGAUGCCUGGCCGGAUCCCGGACCCCUCAGUCACAGCGGGUUCGCUGCCCAGUCUGGGAUCCUUCAGCAGCAUCUCACCAUCCCUGCUGACCACCAAGCUCAAAUACGAAGACCUGCAUGAGUACAGAGCUCUGCUGCCCCCGCUUCACCUGCUCCAUAGUUUUGGGAAGACGCUCAUCAAGACAGAGGCAGGAGAGGAUGAGGAGCGGAGGAAGCGGCGGAGAGAGAAGAAUAAAGUGGCCGCAGCUCGAUGUCGCAACAAGAGGAAGGAGCGGACGGAUUAUCUACAGAAGGAGUCAGAGCGGCUGGAGACGCUGAACUCUGACCUCAAGUCCCAGAUCGAGGAGCUGAAAGUGGAGCGGCAGCAGCUGAUCCUCUUGCUUAACCGUCACCGUCCCACGUGUAUCGUCAGCACAGAGGAUGUCAGAGCCCCUGAGAGUGAGGGCGACCAAGUUCCACAGCUGCACCACGAGUCGGCGGGCAGCUAGCGGCGGACAGGAAGUGACCGAUCAGGAGCACUUAGAUUUGGAACUGGACUCAGAACUUCUGUACAUGUCAGGAGAAGUGACCCGAAUCACAUUCAUUUUAUUAUCUGCCAUGUUUGCAGUUUCUAUCUGUCACUGUUCACUUAUCAAUCAGAUUUGGCAGCAAAACAGCUGGCUACACACUAAGAUUCAGGUGGUCAUAAUGUUAUGGUGAAUUCACAGGAAUAUUUGUGGUUAUAUGUGAGAGGUUUAUUUUCAAACUCAGUUACAGUUUCCCUAUAUCAGACACAAUUUCAUGUUGUUCAUUGUGUACAUUAUUUUCCUGACAUGCUUUGGUUGAACUUGCUUUUCUUUCUGUUUCAUACUCUGGCGCAGGCGUCACAGAGACUCUACAUAAUACUUGCUACCGCUAUGACGGCUGUUUAUAUAUUUUCAUAUCGGAUAUCAUACCAAGAAGUAACUUCAGGAAAUAAA